Messenger RNA from Grosmannia clavigera kw1407, 1872 nucleotides. Its product is annotated as glycerol phosphate dehydrogenase mitochondrial. Gene Ontology annotation, cellular component: glycerol-3-phosphate dehydrogenase (FAD) complex; mitochondrion. NCBI's taxonomy places the organism in Eukaryota, Fungi, Ascomycota, Sordariomycetes, Ophiostomatales, Ophiostomataceae. Gene Ontology annotation, molecular function: glycerol-3-phosphate dehydrogenase (quinone) activity. Gene Ontology annotation, biological process: glycerol-3-phosphate metabolic process. The record is from RefSeq and is a predicted model, not a curated record. The transcript has 2 exons. The coding region runs from base 1 to 1872 and encodes 623 amino acids.
AUGUCGUCGUCCCUCCGGCAGUCUUCGCGGCGCAUCGCCCGGAUCGCUGCCGUCUCUGCCGCGGCCGGCACUCUGGCCGUGGGGACCUAUGUUCUCACGCGCUCAUCGGCGCCCAAAUGGCCUCGCGCAGAGCUUCCGCGCAAUGCUGACGGCGAGAUCAUUGCGCCCAAGGCCUUCCCCACCAUCCCAUCACGAGCCAAGCAGCUCGAGGCUCUAAAAGCCAACCAAGGCAGCGCCGAUAAGCCGGUCUACGACCUCGUCGUCAUCGGCGGUGGAGCCACUGGCACCGGCAUUGCUCUCGAUGCCGCCACUCGCGGUCUCAAGGUAGCCCUGGUCGAACGCGGCGACUUUGCUUCCGGCACCAGCAGCAAGAGCACCAAGCUCGUCCACGGCGGCGUGCGCUACCUCGAAAAGGCGUUCUGGAACCUCGACUACGCCCAGUUCGAGCUCGUCUGCGAGGCGCUGCACGAGCGCAAGAACUUCCUCAACUCUGCCCCCCAUCUCUCCGGCUCCGUCCCCAUUCUGAUCCCGCUCUAUUCCUGGUGGCGGGCACCCUACUUCUGGGCCGGUUGCAAGGCCUACGAUGUGCUUGCUGGUAGCGAGGGUCUCGAGAGCUCCUACAUCCUCAGCCGCAAGAAGGCCUGCGAGGCUUUCCCGCUGCUGCGCAAAGACGGCCUCUUUGGCGGGCUUGUCUUUUACGACGGCCAGCAGAACGACUCGCGCAUGAACGUGUCCAUCGCCCUGACUGCUGCUCUCUACGGCGCCACCGUCGCCAACUACGUCGAGGUCACCCGGCUCGCGAAGGAGGCCGGCAAGGUUACCGGCGUGCGCGUGCGCGAUGCUCUUGCCGGCAGCAAUGCCGAAGAGCAGACCAUCUACGCCAAGGGUGUUAUCAAUGCCACUGGCGCCUUUGCCGACGCGGUCGAGAAGAUGGACGAUCUCACCAAGGCCGACAUCGUCUGUCCCAGCUCCGGCGUCCAUCUCUCGCUGCCCGGUUCGUUGAGCCCCAACAACAUGGGCCUGCUCGAUGCCAACACCUCUGACGGUCGGGUCAUCUACUUCCUCCCGUGGCAGGGCAAGAUGAUUGCCGGCACUACCGACACGCCCUGCCGCGCCGAGAAGGACCCUGUGGCCGACGAGAAGGACAUUGACUUUAUCAUCACCGAGGUGCGCAAGUACCUGGUGUCCGAUGCUCCAGUCACCCGUGAGGCCGUGUCUGCAGCGUGGUCUGCCGGGCCGGCCGCGGUCGACAUCAGCGGCCUGGGUCUGCCCUCGGACGUUGCCGAUGCCAACGGCUCCUGCGCGACGAACUACCUGCGCAUGGUCGGCGCUCACGGCUACAGCACCGAUCUGCCAGCCCAGCUGGCCAGCUACUACCAGAUCGACGGCGAGACCGCCACCGCUCUGGCUUCCAACUACGGCGACCGUGCCUGGCAAGUUAUGGGCCCCGAGAAGACGGUCCGCCACGCGAAGCUGUCCGACGCCUUUGCCGUGCUCGAGCGCGAGGUCCAGUACGCUGUGCAGAACGAGUACGCCCAGACGGCUGCCGACUUCCUCGGUCGCCGCACCCGCAUGUCCUUCCUCGACGCCGAGGCCGCCUUGCGCGCUCUUCCGCGCGUCAUCGACCUGAUGGCCGACGAGCUCCAGUGGGACCGCGCCCGCAAGGCCCAGGAGUGGCGCGACACCGUCCACUACCUCGUCUCCAUGGGUCUGCCCCAGGAUGUCGCCGCCGUCAGUCGCCAGGACGUCGUCGACGGCAAGUACAAGGCUGCCCUCCAGCUGGCCGCCCGGAGAGCCGCCGCUGCCGGCGAGGACGCCUCUGCCCGCAAGCCGGGCUUUGCCGGCGUCGAGACUACGCCCGUUUCAGCAUGA